Messenger RNA from Carassius gibelio (silver crucian carp), 697 nucleotides. RefSeq names its product dolichol-phosphate mannosyltransferase subunit 3. Gene Ontology annotation, cellular component: endoplasmic reticulum membrane; dolichol-phosphate-mannose synthase complex. The record is from RefSeq and is a predicted model, not a curated record. The transcript is spliced from 2 exons. The coding region runs from base 118 to 396 and encodes 92 amino acids. Gene Ontology annotation, biological process: GPI anchor biosynthetic process. Lineage: Eukaryota; Metazoa; Chordata; Actinopteri; Cypriniformes; Cyprinidae.
UAUCCAUAAUGCUUUUCGGCAUCUACGUCAUCAACCUGCGUUGUUCUGAGAGUGGUGAGCUGGCUUAACAGCGGGUGGAUUUUUCAUUUAUAAUUUCCUCCCACAAUCUUCAUCACAAUGACCAAGCUUCUGGAGUGGCUUCUUGGUGUGUCACUGAUUGGUGUGGCAUGGGGACUCGUUACCUUUGACCUCCUUGAUCUGCAGUUUCCUCCCCAGUAUAGAGAGCUGGCGUGGCCCAUGCCUGUAUAUCUGCUGGUGGUGUUUGGGUGUUAUUCACUGGCAACUGUUGGUUACCGUCUGGCCACGUUUAAUGACUGUGAGGAUGCGGCCAAAGAGUUGCAAGUCCAAAUAAAAGAAGCCAAAGUGGAUUUAAAGAAGAAGGGACUGAAGAUGUGAGAAUUACAUCAUAGCUUCAUACACACACACACACACACACUUUGUGAUGUCUGUACUACAAUAUGCGCUCAAAGCUUUUCAAGUUUGUUCAAGUCUUUUUUCAACAUGAUGUAAAUAACCGAUUGAAAUGUAAACACCUGUACACCUGUGAAUGAUCUGUUUCCAGGAUUAUGACAGUCUUAUUUUAAACAUUACAGGCACAUGCAUGUAUUGUCAAUGGAGAACAGUGCUAUUUCUGUCAACUUCUAGUUUGUCUGUAUUUGCAUUGGCCAGAGAUUGAAUACAUCUCUUUUUUGAACCA